Messenger RNA from Pochonia chlamydosporia 170, 816 nucleotides. RefSeq names its product WSC domain-containing protein. Lineage: Eukaryota; Fungi; Ascomycota; Sordariomycetes; Hypocreales; Clavicipitaceae. The record is from RefSeq and is a predicted model, not a curated record. The transcript is spliced from 3 exons. The coding region runs from base 1 to 816 and encodes 271 amino acids.
AUGGCGAGACCUGGGGCUUUGGGUUCAAAUCUCGCCGACCUGGCCAGCUAUUUACUUACAAAUGGUCCUCGCAAAGUAUAUCCAGCCUCUCGACGGGUACGUGUCAUCCACAACCAUACUAUAAUUGUGGAUACAUCCAAGGCUAUGCACGUUUGGGAGCAUGAUGGCUAUCCUCAAUUCUAUGUGCCUCUGAGUGAGCUCAGGAAUUGCUCCAAACGGGAUACCCAACUUAUUCGGAGUGAUGGCGUUGCCAGAGCUGCGGUUGUGGAGGUUACCAUUCCAUCAAGGAAUGGCAUCAAAGAGGUCAAGACAGAUCGCGUGCUUCGAUUUACAGACGAUAAGAGCCUUGGCGCAUUAGCAGGCUUAGUGCGCUUGGAAUUUGGAGCCAUGGACCAAUGGCUUGAAGAAGAUGUCCCCGUGUAUGUUCACCCAAAGGAUCCCUUCAAGCGCAUUGAUAUCCUCCCCUCUUCAAGACCAAUAGAAGUCAAAGUCGGAGGCAAAACGGUGGCCAAGGCCUCAUCAUCCGUUCAUCUACACGAGACCGGCCUCCCAGCACGAUAUUACAUCUCACCAGGUGCAGUCGAUCCAGCCGUGAUACGGAAGAGCAGUCUCAUUACCAAAUGCCCAUAUAAAGGCGAUGCCGAGUAUUACCAUAUCCUCGUAGAUGGAGCGGUGUACGAUAAUUUGGUGUGGUAUUACAGGUUGCCUACGCAUGAGAGUGCCGGAAUUGCGGGCCUAUUGUGCUUUUACAAUGAAAAAGUUGACAUUUUGCUUGAUGGGCAACUUUUAGAAAGGCCCAAGACUCACUUUGGGUAG